AUGGUGAUUGGUAACAUCUGUGUUGAAGACAACGUCAUACCAGCACUGUUCGACACGGGAGCAGAGGUUUCCCUCAUCUCAAGACAAGCACUUCAACGACUGGCCCCCACUGCAGAAAUCUACACCAACUCUGCCCAUCACAUUAUAGUGGCUGACGGUGGUGCUUUGAACGUCGACGGUAUCGUCAUGCUCAAGGUCUCCACCAACCGUAUUACGAUCUACGACGAGUUCAUCGUGGUGUCUGAUGACUUAUAUGUCCCGGUACUACUUGGUUGUCCUACCAUGGGUAAGUUACGCACCACCAUCCGCGUCAGCCCACACGGUAUGCAUGUUACUACUAACGACGAGCACGACUUCAGCCCUUACUCGGCUCCUAAAGAAGUACGGUUCAAUGACAACUACUCUACAGCUAACCAGCUGGAGAAAGACCAACAGGAGAUCACGGCUAU
Messenger RNA from Perkinsus marinus ATCC 50983, 449 nucleotides. RefSeq lists its product as hypothetical. The annotation marks the transcript as partial. NCBI's taxonomy places the organism in Eukaryota, Perkinsozoa, Perkinsida, Perkinsidae. The transcript has a single exon. Gene Ontology annotation, biological process: proteolysis. The record is from RefSeq and is a predicted model, not a curated record. Gene Ontology annotation, molecular function: aspartic-type endopeptidase activity.